AUGUCUGCUACAAUCCAUGGAGCUGCAACAGCCUUGUCGACGUUUAAUUCCGUCGAUUCGAAGAAACUCAUUUCCUCUUCUCGCACAAAUCUUCCAGCGAGGAGCAAGAGAUGCAUUGUCGCUGGAUCUGAUGCUAGUAAGCGCUCGGGUUCUGGUCUCAGAGUUCAUCACUCUCAGAAAUUGAUUUCAAAUGCUGUUGCGACGAAGGCGGGCACAUCUGCAACCACUGGCACUGGGAAUGUUUUGCACAUUCUAUGCUUUGCGAAUUGGAUAUUGAUUUUACUCAAUUUAAUUAUCUCUUUCCUGAACAAAAUGAUAAGCAUGGCAUGCAGACUAAAUCUCCGAUUUACAUCUUUCAUAUGUGUUUGUUGUAUAUAUGCCUUUGCUUUCUCUUUGUCUCUGCCUUUGUUUAAAAACAUUGAUUUCAUCUCGAUGGGAUUCGAAGUUAGCCAGAAAGUAGGUAGUUCUAACUAUUGUGCGUCCUGGCCAAUUCUUGAUUGGAAAAGCUUGAAAGGGCGAGAUUUAAGACAUGAACUAUUGCUUUUCGAGGCUCUUCAAGAAGGUCUCGAAGAAGAGAUGGACAGAGAUCCACAUGUAUGUGUUAUGGGGGAAGAAGUAGGCCAUUACGGAGGCUCCUACAAGGUGACCAAAGGCCUUGCUGAUAAAUUUGGCGACCUCAGGGUUCUUGACACUCCUAUCUGUGAAAAUGCAUUCACCGGUAUGGGCAUUGGAGCUGCCAUGACUGGUCUAAGACCUGUCAUCGAAGGUAUGAACAUGGGUUUCCUCCUUCUCGCCUUCAACCAAAUCUCCAACAACUGUGGAAUGCUUCAUUACACUUCUGGUGGUCAGUCCACAAUCCCAGUUGUCAUCCGUGGUCCCGGAGGAGUGGGACGCCAGCUUGGUGCUGAGCAUUCGCAGCGGUUAGAAUCUUACUUCCAGUCCAUCCCCGGGAUCCUGAUGGUUGCUUGCUCGACUCCUUACAACGCCAAAGGCUUGAUGAAAGCCGCGAUAAGAAGCGAGAACCCUGUGAUUCUGUUUGAACACGUUCUGCUCUACAAUCUCAAGGAGAAUAUCCCGGACGAAGAAUACAUCUGGUAUGACCCUGAGGUUAUCGAUAUCAGGUCGCUAAAACCGUUCGAUCUUUACACCAUCGGAAACUCGGUUAAGAAAACUCACCGGGUUUUGAUCGUUGAGGAGUGCAUGAGAACCGGUGGGAUUGGAGCUAGUCUUACGGCUGCCAUAAACGAGAAUUUUAAUGACUAUUUAGAUGCUCCGGUCAUGUGUUUGUCUUCUCAGGACGUUCCUACACCUUACGCCGGUACUCUGGAGGAGUGGACUGUGGUUCAACCGGCUCAGAUCGUGACUGCCGUCGAGCAGCUUUGCCAGUGA
Molecule: messenger RNA, 1389 nt
Organism: Microthlaspi erraticum
Lineage: Eukaryota; Viridiplantae; Streptophyta; Magnoliopsida; Brassicales; Brassicaceae
Source: the annotation of a GenBank genome assembly